AUGGAGGCCUGGAACGCCGCGCCCCGCUGUGCCCGCACCCGUGCCCCUCUGCUUCUGCCCCUGCUGUUGCUGCUGCUGCUGCUGCUGUGGAGACCCCCAGGCUGCUCGGGCACCCUUGACACCACAGAAGCAUCGGCCGUAACCAUUUUGGCCACCCAGGACAAACCCAACGUGACCUGCACCCUCAACACCAGCUGUUUGUCAGACAGUCCUCCAGUGCGCCAGCCGGACCCCCAGACCUCACCUGAGACUACGGUCCAGGUGUUACAUUCUGCAGGGCGUAACAGGAGUGUUGUUAGUCGAGGCAGCCGAGGUGGAGGGGAGGCUGGAGGAGGGGCUGUGCCAUUGGACGUGACCGUAUCCCUCCUCAGGCUCCUGUCUUCCUCCUCAGCCUGCGGUAUCUCCAAGGAGCGGGACCCCACCCUCAGGGACCCAGAGGCCAUGGUCCGGCGGUGGCCGUGGAUGGUCAGUGUUCGGGCCAAUGGCUCUCACAUUUGUGCUGGUACCCUCAUUUCCUCCCGGUGGGUGCUGACUGUGGCCCACUGCCUGAUUAAGAAGGACGUCCACUACACGGUGCAGAUGGGGGCCCCGUGGUUGAAUCGGAAGGCAGACACCAUCUCUGAAGUCGCCGUGACCCAGGUCAUAGUGAACAGCAGGUUCCGGGCCCAGCGAUACUGGUCCUGGAUUGGCCGCGCCAAUGACAUCGGCCUCCUCAAGCUGCAGCGGGCCUUCAUGUACAGCAAGUACAUCUGGCCCAUCUGCCUGCCUGGCACUGACUUCGCUGUGAAGGAGCAGAGAGUGUGCACCGUGACGGGCUGGGGGCUUUCCAGCGACAACAGCACACAGCCCCAGUACCAGACCAUUCAGGAGAAGGAAGUCACCAUCAUGAGCACCAAGGAGUGCGAGACCUUCUACCACAGGUUCUCCAGAAUGCCCAGGGUGGUUCGCAUCGUCAACCCCCAGAUGCUGUGUGCCGAGGACAAGGACAGGGAGGAGUUCUGCUAUGAGGAAUCUGGCGAGCCCCUGACCUGCCUCUCAGGGGGCACAUGGUACCUUCUGGGCAUGGUGAGCUGGGGUGCAGGCUGCAGCAAGAGUGAGGCCCCGCCCAUCUAUCUGCAAGUCUCCUCCUACCACAAGUGGAUCUGGGACAUUAUCAACAACCAGCAGCCCCGGAGCCCACCUGCCCCCUCCAGGGCCCGGCUGCUGGCACUCCUGCUGCCUCUCAGCCUCCUCCCUGCACUGUGUCACUGA
Ochotona curzoniae (black-lipped pika) is the source of this 1251-nucleotide messenger RNA. It is a transcript of the gene PRSS50, whose product is annotated as serine protease 50. The transcript has 6 exons. Gene Ontology annotation, molecular function: threonine-type endopeptidase activity; serine-type endopeptidase activity. Gene Ontology annotation, cellular component: endoplasmic reticulum. The record is from RefSeq and is a predicted model, not a curated record. NCBI's taxonomy places the organism in Eukaryota, Metazoa, Chordata, Mammalia, Lagomorpha, Ochotonidae. Gene Ontology annotation, biological process: proteolysis. Bases 1 to 1251 code for a protein of 416 amino acids.